CAAUAAACAAUACAGUUUUAUAAAAUGUGAGUUAUAUUUUAAAUCAGUAACAUAGGUAUGAUUGCAAAUAUUCACUCUAAAUUCAGCUUGAAGCACACUUUGAAAGGAUCAGUGCGGUAUUUAACAUCAAAACAACUGGUUUUCUCUGAAUUUGGAAAUCCUUCAAAGGUUCUAAAACUUGAGGAGUAUAAGCUUCCAGACUUGGGUCCAAAUGAUGUACUAGUACGGAUGCUAGCCGCUCCAGUUAACCCAGCUGACAUCAACACUAUUCAAGGCAAAUACCCAGUCAAACUUAAACUACCUUGCAUACCUGGCAAUGAAGGUGUGGGAAUUGUGGAAAAGAUUGGAAGUGAAGUAAAAAAGUUUUGUCUAGGAAAUAAAGUUAUACUUACGAUGCCUGCUCAAGGUACCUGGAGGAACCUAGCCAUAUUCAGUUCCUCAGCACUAACAGCGGUCCCAGAUGCCUUAAGAGUUCCAGAAGCUGCAACACUAGCUGUGAACCCUUGCACUAGCUUCAGGUUGCUAAAUGAUUUCAUACCUGUGCGUGGGACAAACCUGGUCGUCAUUCAAAAUGGAGCAAAUAGUUCAUGUGGCCAAAAUAUUAUACAAUUGUGCAAAACAUGGGGUAUUCAAACUAUCAACAUUGUACGAAACCGACCUGAAAUAAACGAUUUAAAAAAAUAUUUAAUAACUUUGGGAGCUACUCAUGUUUUAACGGAAGAAGAAGCAAAAAGAACUCCUAUAUUUAAAAAUAAAGAAAUUGAAAAACCGUCUCUAGGUUUAAACUGUGUGGGAGGACAGAGUUCGUCGCUAAUAGCAAAACAUUUGAAACAUUCUGGCUGCAUGGUUACCUAUGGAGGAAUGUCGAGAAAUCCAGUCACUAUCCCAACUUCAGCAUUUAUUUUCAAAAACCUAACAUUUCAGGGCUUCUGGAUGACUGCUUGGAACAAAAAAGCUAGUAACUUAUCAGCAAAAGACGAAAUGUUAUCAGAAAUUAUUGUAUUAAUGUUAAAGGAUAAGCUUAAAGCUCCUACACACCAGAUGAUUAAAUUCGAUAAUUAUUUAGAAGCCAUUAGUAAUACUCUUACUUCUAAAGGUUUUCGAGGACAUAAAUACAUUUUAGACUUUCGGUAA
Messenger RNA from Spodoptera littoralis (African cotton leafworm), 1134 nucleotides. Lineage: Eukaryota; Metazoa; Arthropoda; Insecta; Lepidoptera; Noctuidae. The record is from the annotation of a GenBank genome assembly.